GGAUCAGGACGAGGUAAAAAUUGGCAUGGCCGACGGUUAUUAGAAGAUGAAAAUACACAAAUGCGAUAAAAACGGUGCGGCGUUGAAAUUGUGAAAAAUCGAAAAUUGGCACGGUCGAAUGCGGGAUAGAGGGUGGCCGUGUGCGACAGUGUAGGUUUGUGUGGUACUCGGUGGAUUUCGAUGUUGGCAGGUACCCCAAACACCUCAAACUAAACAAUGAAAAGGAGAAGAAGCUGCUACGAUCCCGGCAGAUUCGUCAAUUAUUCAAAUAGAAACUCAGUGUGAUAAUGACCUGUUUAUAUCCACUAUAUUAUUAUUACUAUUAGAAUCGUAAAUAUAAGUUAAAAAUGUCGUUCCUCAGCAACAUUAAAAAAGUGCUCCACUUUGGGGGGAAUGAUGCGAAAAAGAAAAAAGUUUACAACAAUGUCCGCAUGGACACAGAUCCAGAGGAGUUCUGGGACAUGAUUGGUGAGUUGGGCGACGGGGCUUAUGGUAAAGUGUACAAGGCACAGCACAAACACACUGGACAGUUGGCCGCCGCCAAAAUGUGUCGCCUGGACGAAGAGGAGGACCUCUCUGACUUCAUGGUCGAAAUUGACAUUCUAACUGAAUUCAAACAUCCAAAUGUGGUGGAGUUGCAUGAAGCCUUCCAAAAGGAGCACCAGUUGUGGUUAUUAAUCGAGUAUUGUGAUGGUGGAGCAUUGGACAGUGUUAUGACUGAACUAGAAAAACCUCUUACUGAACUGCAGAUCGCUUAUGUGUGCCAAAAUAUGUGUAAAGGUUUACAGUUUCUUCACAAAUCGCAUGUCAUUCAUAGGGAUUUGAAGGCUGGAAACAUUCUGCUCACUAUGGCUGGUGGAGUUAAAAUUGCUGACUUUGGCGUGUCGGCGAAGAAUAAGAGCACGCUGCAGAAGCACGACACGUUCAUCGGCACGCCCUAUUGGAUGGCUCCCGAAGUGGUGCUGUGCGAAACGUUCCGCGACAACCCUUACGACUACAAGGUGGACAUCUGGUCGAUGGGCAUCACCCUUAUCGAACUGGCCCAGACUGAGCCGCCUAAUCACGAGAUGUCGCCGCUCCGGGUACUCCUCAAGAUCCAGAAGUCUGAGCCGCCAAAACUGGAGCAGCCGUCCAAAUGGUCCAAGGAAUUCAAUGAUUUCAUAGCGAAAGCUUUAAUUAAAGACCCACAUAAGCGGCCGACCUGUGAUGAACUGCUGAAACAUCCCUUCAUCAACUGUACGCUGGAUUCGAAACCUAUUCGGGAUUUACUUCUGGAAUAUAAGGCUGAGGUUGUCGAAGAGGAAUUGACUGACGAUGAUCCGGAGGACAACCGCACCUCUCAAGUUCCUCUGGACAUAGAAGAUGACUCUACUUCAGUUCGAAGCAACGAAGUUGAUAGUAAAGCGAGUGAACCCGACAGUUCCAGUUCCGAGAAAGAUGACACAAUCAAACCCAAGAGCACAAAUGAAGAACCUGCCCGAGAUAAUGAUGACAAAAAGGUUGAGAGAAAGGAAGAAUUGCAACGCAAAACAUCUCGGGAUAAGGGUCCGGCGCCCCCACCUCCUCUUCAAACACAGCACUCCUCCUCAUCGGUGGGAUCGGGCGGCUCAGAACGCGAAAAGGGGCCGGCUCCUCCGCCACCUGUUGCCAUACCACCACCAGCAGCCCAUCCACAGCCCCCAGUUCCUGUGCUACCUACACCGCCCUCGUCACCUAUCAGUCCUCCACCCACGCCGCCACAACCGGAACAUCCACAGCAUCAACCGACACAGAGGGACGACGAAUCCGCUCAGAACAACGAAUCGGUGGAAGAACAGCGCCGUUCGAGCGCCAAAAUAGCCGAGAUAAAACAAGAAUUGGAGUCCCAACUGGCAAAACGACAGCCCGAUGAAAGGGGCGACGCAGUGACGGUAAGUUCGCAUUCGACGACACCCGACGACAGUCUGAACUUGGUGGUGGUUUCGACGCCACCUGCCGACAGGCACACUAAACUCAACACAUCGACCAUCACGAUUAAUUCAGAUUUGCGAGAUCCGUCCAAUAGUCUGGCGUCGAACAUCAGUCAGGUGACUGUGGUGACGACACAUCCUCCUGUACUUAUCGAUAACUCCCAAUGUUCGUCGCGUACUUCGUCGACGUCGCCCAGCAACAACAGCUCUAAUGAAGUUGUAAUAGUGGCUAACGCCACCAACAAGACACAUGUCGAGUCGUCCGACGAUGAGUAUUGUCCAUCCCUCGAUUCGCUUGAAUAUCCGCCGCCUAGCGAAUUCCGAGAUAAACCUCCGCAAAUCAAGAAGCUGGAUGAAAGCGAGGUCUCCAUUGUCGGUUCCAGCUACGUGAUCAACGAUUCUGGUCUCGACGUCUCAGACGACAGUUCCCGGCUAUUGGACACCACCCAUGUGUCGGUGGUGAAAAUCGACGAAGAAAAGGUGCAGGUUAAAGACUCCACGUCCUACAACUUCCGCAGUUCGACCAGCGAUUUGUCCAACACGUCGUCUGGAAAGAGCAGUAGCACAAAGAGCGAUUACGGUGAUGACGUUCGUAGUACGUCAAUAAUUUUGGAUGGUGGACAGGACACACUCGAAUCGCACUCGUCGAAACACCACAAGCACAAUGGCCAGAUCGUUCAUUCGGGCAGCGGGGACGAAAUUUGCCGCAAGAGUCUCAACGGCAAAGCGUACCCGGACAGUUUCGAAUCGGCGAUGUCCGAUCGGUCGCACAGCGAUUGCGGAUCGGUGCGAAGCACUGACUCCUCCCAUCAGCGCAUGCCCGCAUCCGUCGUCAGCAAGAGAGGUUCGGACGUCGAGAGCAUAUCGAUAGCUAGUCACGAGAGCCACGGCAGCAACAAUGGCAAAAUUGCGGGAGGAACCGACGGCAAAAGCGAGCGGCUCUCGGAGAUGGACGAGACCGAAGAUAGCGUGGUCGUACUCAGGAAGCCGCCCAAGUCGAAAAUGGACUCGAGCGCUGCCCUUAGCCGCAAGACGAGGAAGCGUACGAGAAGGUUUGAGAAGGACGGUAUCAUGAUCACGACCACCACUUACAAAGUUAUCGGUGGUGACGAAGACAACUACAACGGUACCGAUCGCAAGCAGGAGCUGCGCGAGCUCAAAUACCUUCAGAAACAGGAGCAGAAACAAUUCCAGGACCUGACAACCAAAGGAACCAUCGCCCUCGAACAACAGGAGAAGAAAUUCGAACAGGAGAAAUUACAACUCGAUCGCCAGUACGAAGGUGACUUGGAUAACUUGAGCAGACAACAACGUGUGAUGAUUGAACGUGCUGAGGCCCAGCAAGACGCCGACCUGCGCGCUGCCUCCAAGAAGAUCCGUGCCGACCAGGAGCGCGACCUGAAACAGUUUAGGGAAACACUCAAGCAAGAGUUGCGAUUGAUGAAAGCCGAGGUGGAUCAACUACCGAAGGACAGGCGAAAGCACGAGUACAAAACCAGAAAGGACAACAUGGACGCUGAUCACGCCGAGAGAGAGAAAGCUUACGUCGACAACUUAAAUGAAAAUCAUGAAGCAACUCUGCGACGACUCAGCGACACUCACCGCGAAAAAAUGGCCUUAAUGGAGCGUCAGUUCCUGCAACAGAAGCAACAGCUAACGAGGUCCCGCGAGGCCGCCCUCUGGGAGAUUGAAGAGAAACAGAUUCACGAAAAACACCAGCUGAUGAAACGUCAAAUUAAGGAAAUCUUCAUAUUACAACGGCACCAGAUGCUGACCAGGCAUGAGAAGGAAAAGGAACAGAUCAAAAAGCGUGCCGUCCGCAAGGAGGAGGAAUUGCUCAAGAAGCAGGCGACGGAACGCCGUAACUUGCCUAAGAGAAUCAGACAGGAAAUGAAAGCACGUGAGCUUAUGUUUAGGGAAUCCAUCAGGAUAUCGGUGACUGGGAACGAUCCCGACAUGGAGAAGAACAAAGUCAAAGAGUUCCAAGAGAAUGAGAAGAAACGCUAUCAAGCUGAACAGAAGAGAUUCGAGUUGAAACAUAGGCGACAGCUCGAAGAGUUGAGGGCCCUCAGUGACGCCACAAUCAAAGAAUUGGAACAGCUACAGAAUGAGAAGAGGAAGAUGCUGGUUGAACAUGAGACAGCCAAGCUAAAGGAACGUGAGGAAAGUUUCUCUAAAGAUCUGAAAGAGUGGAAGGCACAGCUUAGUCCAAGAAAGAAGAAACUCGAGGAAACCUUUGCUCAGCAAUUAGAAGAACAAGAGAGGGUGUACGGCCCCGUGUCACCGUUGUCCCUGCCUACAGACCUUCCUGAUUUGAACGCAGAAAAUUGCCGAAUUGGCUUGGGAUCUACCAGAAGUAGCCUAUCGUCGGUGUCCGAAGGGUAGAAUGAAGAAUGCCUUUGAAGUGAGACAGACUAUAGCUCAGUGAAAUUAAAACAAGGACUAGUUAAAAAAGUGUACAUAAUAUUUACACAGACUGAGUAUCAUAAAUAUAUAAUUUAUAAGGAAAACAAUUAGAAGAAAGUUAAGAAUAAAUGCAAUUUAGGUGACCUGAUCUACUUAAAAAGAGGAAUGUUUUAUAUCUAAAAGUGAAUAUGUUAAGAAUAAAGUAAAUAUGUAAAUAAAACGCUUUUGAAGGUUUUUUAAGUUUAGUAAAUAGUAAUGUAUAUUUUUGCAAGAUUUUUAGAUUUAAAGUUUUUGGUGUUUUAAUACAUAUUUACUUUUGAUAUAUCUUAUUUAUUUUUAUCUGAUAAAAUUCAGUAAAGUUCAAUUGGAGAAAUCGUUGAAAUGAAUCUCAUUAUACAACAUCUUAUUGAUAAACAUAUUCUCCUAUUGCAUUUCAUCUGAGAGGCCAAUAACGCAUAUUCUGUUAUAUUAUCUAAAAAUUUAUUAAUCUAUUAAAUGCAUUUACAGACUGACUUACAGAAUAUUGUUACAUUUUAAGUAUUCAUUCUGAGUUAGACUUGUUAUAUAUAAAUAUACUCAAUAUGUUGCUUUAAUUCUUAAUGUUAACAGAUUACUCUUCUCUCUUGUAAAUGUAAAAAUUUUCCAAGAGGUCUAUUUUCGUUGUUUUGUUACCUAUUUUUUAAAAUUUUCCCUAAUAUAACAUUCAAGCGAAAUUAAAUUACUAUUAAUAUAUUAAAUCAUCAUGUAUAAUA
Messenger RNA from Aethina tumida (small hive beetle), 5107 nucleotides. Its product is annotated as serine/threonine-protein kinase 10. Gene Ontology annotation, biological process: protein phosphorylation. NCBI's taxonomy places the organism in Eukaryota, Metazoa, Arthropoda, Insecta, Coleoptera, Nitidulidae. Gene Ontology annotation, molecular function: protein serine/threonine kinase activity; ATP binding. The coding region runs from base 348 to 4334 and encodes 1328 amino acids. The record is from RefSeq and is a predicted model, not a curated record. The transcript is spliced from 14 exons.